CUAGAACGCGACACGACUUCACACCUAAACCUCACCUUCCCUGCCGCAUUUCCGAUUAAACCCCUUAUCUUCACCAUCUCUACUCAAACCCUAAAAUUCCAAAUUCUUAAAAGGUUCUGUGCCCGAUCUUCCAUUUCAUUUAUCUUCACACGUACAAAAUCCUGUAGGACAUCCUCCGUGAAGGUCUGGAAAUGGCGGCUUCGGCAGCUCAGAUACACGCCCUCGGGGCCUCAGCCUACUUCACGUCCGGAAAUUCCACAAAAAAGAAUGCCACUAAAACAGUUUUCUUCGGGUCGAAGCUGAAUAACAAUGAUCUGAUGAGGUUGAAUUUGAAAUGUAAGGCCAGAAGCACUUCCCGUCGUGGCACGCCACUCCGUGUGGUGGCGGAGAAAGUCGUUGGAAUUGACCUUGGGACGACCAACUCUGCGGUGGCGGCUAUGGAGGGCGGGAAACCCACAAUUGUUACCAACGCCGAGGGCCAGCGGACGACGCCGUCUGUGGUUGCCUAUACGAAGAACGGGGACAGGCUAGUGGGGCAAAUUGCCAAGCGGCAGGCGGUGGUGAAUCCUGAGAACACAUUCUUCUCCGUGAAGAGAUUUAUUGGGAGGAAGAUGUCGGAGGUAGACGAGGAGUCAAAACAGGUCUCAUAUCAUGUUGUGAGAGAUGACAAUGGAAAUGUGAAGCUUGAGUGUCCUGCCAUCGGGAAGCAGUUUGCAGCUGAAGAAAUUUCAGCCCAGGUUUUGAGGAAGCUUGUGGAUGAUGCAUCAAAGUUUUUGAAUGACAAGGUGACUAAGGCAGUGGUCACUGUCCCUGCGUACUUCAAUGAUUCUCAGAGGACUGCUACGAAGGAUGCUGGUCGUAUUGCUGGUUUGGAGGUUCUCCGUAUAAUAAAUGAACCAACAGCUGCUUCACUGGCCUAUGGUUUUGAGAAGAAAAGUAACGAAACUAUUUUGGUCUUUGACCUUGGUGGCGGUACUUUUGAUGUUUCAGUUCUUGAGGUUGGUGAUGGUGUGUUUGAGGUGCUGUCUACUUCUGGAGAUACACACCUUGGAGGUGAUGACUUUGAUAAGAGAGUUGUUGAUUGGCUCGCUUCAAAUUUCAAGAAUGACGAGGGAAUAGAUCUUUUGCCUUUCAUUACUGCCACUGCAGAUGGUCCAAAACAUAUUGAAACCACUCUUACAAGGGCCAAGUUUGAAGAGUUGUGCUCGGAUUUGCUUGACAGGCUCAAAACUCCUGUACAAAAUUCCUUGAGGGAUGCAAAGCUCUCCUUCAGUAACAUAGACGAGGUAAUCCUUGUUGGUGGCUCUACCCGUAUUCCAGCUGUGCAGGAACUUGUUAAGAAAUUGACCGGAAAAGACCCUAACGUUACUGUAAACCCUGAUGAAGUUGUUGCCCUAGGAGCUGCAGUUCAGGCUGGUGUUUUGGCUGGGGAUGUUAGUGACAUUGUCCUUCUUGACGUGACACCAUUAUCUUUGGGCUUGGAAACUCUUGGUGGGGUAAUGACUAAGAUCAUUCCAAGAAAUACCACAUUGCCCACCUCAAAAUCUGAAGUGUUCUCAACAGCUGCUGAUAGCCAGACUAGUGUAGAGAUCAAUGUACUUCAAGGUGAGAGAGAGUUUGUUCGGGACAAUAAAUCUCUAGGCAGCUUCCGUCUUGAUGGAAUCCCUCCUGCUCCCAGAGGGGUUCCUCAAAUCGAGGUCAAAUUCGACAUUGAUGCUAAUGGGAUCCUAUCUGUCACUGCCAUUGACAAGGGAACUGGGAAGAAGCAAGAUAUCACCAUUACUGGUGCCAGCACAUUGCCGGGCGAUGAGGUUCGUGGUUUCACUGAUAUCUUGCUGGAAUCCUGAAAACUUUGUAGCUGUUUGAAUGAGAAUGCCAUGCAGUAUACUUUGGUUAAAUUAGAUUUCUUUUCAUUGUCAGGGAUGUUGGGUUAGUUUAUUAAAAUGUAACUACAAAUAUAACCUUGAAUACUAAACUGGAUUAAUCAAGUUAUAGCUAAUUUUACCAAUGUAUGGAGUAGAUGCUAAGCAAACACAAACCUGAGGCUACUGUCUGCAAUAGAACAAGGAGGUUAUGUAAUUUUGAAGAAGUAACUCUUGGGUUUUCACAAUGCCUUCAAUUUAACUGAUGUAUCCGGAUAUUUUAAUGAAUGGAAAGGAGCUUAGAUAUUGUUCCUUUCUUGUGAAGGAGGAUUAUAGGACAUUGAAUAGCAGGGAUUCUUAUCGUCUAUGCUCAACUUCUUUUUCCUUUUUGUUUUGUAAUGUUGAAAAUCGAUUCAUAUUUUAUUGUAAACACCAACAGACAGAUUUUGUUACUAUCCACUUUGAAACAUAUUUUAUUUGAAUGACUUAUAUCGAAAACAGGUGGAGAGAAUGGUGAACGAAGCUGAAAGAUUCGCAAAAGAAGACAAGGAGAAGAGAGAUGCCAUCGACACUAAAAACCAGGCUGACUCAGUAGUUUACCAGACAGAAAAGCAGUUGAAGGAGCUCGGGGACAAAGUCCCUGCCCCUGUCAAAGAAAAGGUCGAGGCCAAAUUGGGAGAACUCAAGAACGCCAUCACUGGCGGCUCAACCCAAGCAAUGAAAGAUGCCAUGACUGCUCUCAACCAAGAAGUAAUGCAGCUUGGGCAGUCACUGUACAAUCAACCGGGCGCUGCUGCCUCUGGUGCUGGACCAACACCACCUGGUGAGGGGUCAGCCGACAAAGGACCUGAUGGUGAUGUCAUUGAUGCAGACUUUACAGACAGCAAGUGAUUUAAAUGACGAGAUUAUUUUUUACUUUUUUGACCUGUUACCCUUUUUUGUCGUGUAUACGGGAUAUUUUGGCGGUCAAGAGUUAGUUGCGAUAGUGCUUGGAAGUGUUGAAUCAUAGGUGCUUCCUGUAAGAAAAGAUGCGGUAUGCUUGAAGAACUGUCAUUUUU
This is a messenger RNA of Striga asiatica, 2920 nucleotides long. The record is from the annotation of a GenBank genome assembly. NCBI's taxonomy places the organism in Eukaryota, Viridiplantae, Streptophyta, Magnoliopsida, Lamiales, Orobanchaceae.